UGAAUUCUGUGUGUGAUACAACUGAAAAUAAUGGAGGAAGAAUUGAACUAUGUGACGGUGACUUUCAAGACUAAGAGUAUUUCUACACACGAGAAACCAAACAGAACAGAAACCGUCUAUGACACAGUGAAGACUGAGGAGCAAGAAUGGAAUCCAGUCGCACCAGAGAAAGUAAAGAAAGCUCCGGUGUAUACUCUGCUUCAUGUGGUGGCAGUAAGUUUGGGGAUAAUUUGUGUCAUCUUGGUGUCAGCUGUCAUCGCCCUCAGUAUCCACUUGAACACUGUCAUGUCAGAGUGGAACAGAAACAACAUCAGUCUUACAGCCCAAAAUCUGCUGCUGCAACAUAAGAAGACAAACUUAGAGAGGCAGAAAGAAGAGCUGACCAAAGUGAAAGAUGGACUGAACUGGACCAUUGGUGUUAUCCUGGAAUAUGAGACCUUUUCAGUGAAAACCCAGUGUCCACAGAAAGUGUGUAAACCUUGUCUGGACAACUGGGUAUGGUUUCAGUCAAGCUGUUACCUGUUUUCAAACUAUUACUUGAGGAGCUGGCAGAGGAGUCUUGAUACAUGCAGACAGAUACAUGCAGACCUGGUGGUGAUUGAAAGCCAGGAGGAGCAGGAAUUCAUCAACAACCAUACUUCAGCCUACCAUGAUAAGAAUAAUGGCUAUUGGAUUGGCUUAAGCAAAAAUGAGAUGGACACAUGGAAGUGGGUAGACGGAAGAAGCCUCAAUAUGACGUACUGGAAAACACAAGAAGCUGGCAACAAAGGCUCAUGUGCUUUAAGUCUGCCAAGUGCAGAUCCUCUGGCCAGCUGGGACAAAGUGGGGUGUGACAGUCGGAAUCGCUGGAUCUGUGAAACCAGAGCCCUGAUCAAAUCAGAUUAGGCAUGAGCUGAGUCAUCAUAUUAGUUUAUUUAACACUUGAGAAGUCAUCCUGUUUCUCUGGAAGCAGUUUCUGUUUUUUGUGGUGUUUCCCCAGUUUUUAAAAUUAAAGAUACAUAGUAUUUUUUGUGUUUUUUCCAACUUUACUGCAAGUAUCCAACCGUACAAAUGUUGCUGGCUGUGUAUGUAGGUUUGUAUAAGUACUUUAUUUUUAUUUUCCUAAUGCACACUCCCUUUUCUUGUUUGCAUAUUCUUUCUCUUUUUUGUUCUCUCUGUCUUAUCUUGUUUAUUUGUCUACUUGUUGCUUUAUGGAAGAGCAUUGUACAUGCACACCGGGAGCCACUGUACCAGAGUUAAAUUCCACUAGUAAAGAAAAAAGAUUAGAGCCCGCACCUUGAUUUAAUUCUCCACAAAAUUUAAUUCUUUUUAUUCAGGCAAAACCACCACACCAAAUGAUUUUUGCAGCUAGUUCUUAGAUAUGGACCCUUCAUUAUAGCUUAAUUGGUCUAAUAACCUGUUUUAUUGAUCAGUUUUGUUGUAUACUUUUUAUAAAAAACUAAAUUUUUUUCAGGGUGGGGCCACUGAGAGGUGACCUCUCUUUUUCAGGUACACCAUGUUCACAUAUGCAUUCCCACAUACUGCACCAGGCUUGAAAGUACAGUAUGUUGAAAGUAAACUUUGCUGAAUGUAGUAUUCAGCAAGCAGAUGCUAGUGUAAACUGUAUAAAUGUGUAUGUAAAUAUAUGUGUGUAUAUGCUUAUAUUUGUUCAUUUUUAUCUUGUGGUUCAUCAACAUGCGCAGGCUGUGAGAACCCCUCUGGGUCAAUAAAGACUAUUCAUCAUCCGUCUACUUUGUGCUGACUAAAUGUUAGAAUCUGUGUAUGUGCACUGGACCAUUGUGGAAGAAGUACUCAGAUCCUUUACUUAAGUAAAAGUAGCAGUACAACACUAAAAAUGCUAAUAGUAAUGUUACAAAUAAAAGUCCU
Monopterus albus (swamp eel) is the source of this 1866-nucleotide messenger RNA. Its product is annotated as C-type lectin domain family 4 member M-like. Lineage: Eukaryota; Metazoa; Chordata; Actinopteri; Synbranchiformes; Synbranchidae. The transcript is spliced from 7 exons. The coding region runs from base 31 to 885 and encodes 284 amino acids. The record is from RefSeq and is a predicted model, not a curated record.